This is a messenger RNA of Phytophthora sojae, 1230 nucleotides long. RefSeq lists its product as hypothetical. The transcript has a single exon. NCBI's taxonomy places the organism in Eukaryota, Oomycota, Peronosporomycetes, Peronosporales, Peronosporaceae. The coding region runs from base 1 to 1230 and encodes 409 amino acids. The record is from RefSeq and is a predicted model, not a curated record.
AUGAAGAGCAGGCUGGUGGAUCUGCUACCGGAGCUGUCGGUCUCCGAUGCAGAUCGAGUCAUGCUACGAGAUCUGGCCAGCACUCUGGUCGCGCACAACCUGGAGCAGUGCAACACCCUGCUAGUCACCAAGAACGGGUACCCGGACUCGGCCACGGGGCAGUGGAAGGAGAUGCGGCGCAAAGAUGGACUCAGGAUCUACCGUGAACGCCCGGGCUCUGGGCGUGGCGAAGCACCAUUCACGCCGUCAUUGUUGCUGUUCGGAACGGUGGACGGGACCGUCGAGGACGUCAUGUACGGCGUUGUGGCACCCACGGACGCUGCGCUGAAGAUCAAGUCGAGAUGUGUCAAUGACGGGAUGCUGGAUACCAAGAUGCUGUGCCAGCUGGAAGAGGCCUCAGUGGAGGAUCCGUUCCACCACGUCGGCAUCAAGUGGAAGCUCUACCACGGACGCGACUACAUCUCGCUGGAUGCGACCGGAGUCGUGCACUCGAGCAAGGGCGAGCGCGUUGGAUACAACUUCGCUCACUCAGUCGCGUUCUCGGAACUCCCACAGUUCAAGAGCCAAGGUGUCUUGCGAGGCAACAUGUCGGUGUGCUCGCUGUAUAAACAGAAGACGCCGACGACUGUCGAGUGCUACGUGCGAGGGUUUUUCGACUUCCCGACCAAGAACGAGAUGCUGAAUAAUGUAUCUCUGCAGGCACUGGCGUCGCAGUGGCUGUCGUUUGGACGCAAAGUGGAGUGUGCACGCAUGAAGAAACUCGUCUGGAAGCUGCGCAGAAACAGUCUCGACGGUAGAAGCUCCGACGCGAGUAGCUCCAGCUCAAGUACAUGCUCAAGCUCCAGCUUUGGGUUGCCUCCUAAUGCCAAAGCGUCUCCAUCGUCAUCUAUUCGUCCAGGGGCUUGCACUUUGUGCCUCAACAGCUUCGGGUUUCUUGGUACAAGCCGCGAAACCUGCCAGAGCUGCAUGCAACUCAUGUGCACCCGAUGUACUGUAAAGAAGAUCGUUUAUGUUAUGGCGUCUGACGGCCGCACCGUUCUCGAGAAGAAGCGUCCGUUUUGUGGCGGGUGCGUUGAGGACAUAUUAGGGAGCGACACAGUGGCGAUCGCCCGCGAGGAGUUGGCUUUCGAUCAAGAUAACGGUGGCAGCGAGUUUGAACGAAUGUCUGAGCUCAAUCUUCGGAAAGCUGGUAGGGGACUUCCGAUCCCAGAACGCGCGAAGUCGUACUAG